This is a messenger RNA of Dermacentor andersoni, 941 nucleotides long. RefSeq names its product tigger transposable element-derived protein 6-like. The record is from RefSeq and is a predicted model, not a curated record. Gene Ontology annotation, molecular function: DNA binding. NCBI's taxonomy places the organism in Eukaryota, Metazoa, Arthropoda, Arachnida, Ixodida, Ixodidae. Gene Ontology annotation, cellular component: nucleus.
UGGAAGCUACAUGCCCGUACGCUACAGGAAGAAUACAAAAGCCUGGAUGAGUCGUGACUUAUUUGCCGAGUGGCUUGUCGAGUUCCACCGCGACAUGGCACGAAAAAACAGGAAGGUCCUGCUCGUGCUGGAUAACUGUGCGGCGCACCAUGUGCAGCCUUCCUUGAGUGCGGUGACAGUGCUCUUCUUGCUUCCCAAUGCAACCUGCAAAAUUCAGCCGCUGGAUAUGGGCAUCAUUCAUGCGUUCAAGGUGUGCUACCAGCGGCGCGUCAUCCAACGCUUGUUGAUCGCGAUUGAUGCUGCCAUGCCAGUUCGCAUCAGCUUGCUUGCCGCUGUGGACAUGUUGAAAGCGGCGUGGAUGGAACUCACCGCGGAGUGCAUAGAAAAUUGCUUCCGCAAGGCGGGUUUUAUGGGCCCAGGCACCGAGGACGCCAUAAAUCACCCACCGGAAGGCCGGUCGCACGAGGAGUUGUGGCAACGCGUCGUUGACACGCAGCUGGCCGGACCUGACGUUGCCUGGGACGAUUUCGUUUCUGCUGAUGACGACACCGACAUUGCGGAGCCAUGCACUGACGAAGCUAUUGUGCGUGAAGUGCGAGCCCUUCCUGACUGCCCAGAGACCGACGAGGACAAUGACGAGGAUGCUGCUCUACCGCCGGUUGCUGUGAAUGCUUCAACCGCGAUCGGUUACAUCGCGUCGCUUAAGGAACUCGUGUGCAGCAGAGGCCUUGGCGAUGAACAUAUUACCACGCUGGAAAAAUUAGAAACGGCAGUGAUGCGAUCAGCUUUGAAGAAGCAGACAUGCAUCACAGACUUUUUUCAAAAAUAAAGUGAACUUUCGUCUCGCUUGCUCUUUUUUCCCGUAUUAUAGGUGGUCCACUUAGUACGAACUUUGGAUACAACGAACAAAUGCCACGUGACGAUCAAGUUCGUUAUAUGUG